UUUCAGUCACUGCAUAUUAGGACACACCUGGCUCUUCUGAUCAUAUCGAACUCAACGGCAGGUCUUUCUGCGAAAAUGGAAACGACAUGACAAUUUUAAUAAUCGUGGUUGGGGGCAUGGCAGUAUCUACAUCGUACUGCAUAUGAGGCAGUGUGGAAUUCAAAGCCAAUUUCACACGAAUAGACCAUGCAGACGGUAAUCACAUGAAAACUGAAACACCGAGUAUGACUUCAAUGCUGCUGCACCCGCCGAUCGAUCGAUAUAAAGCGCGUAAGAAGUAAUACAAGCCGGGAGAGAGAUGGAAAACAACAAGCCGAGUGAUCAUGUCAUUAUGGAGGUGACGCAGCAGUCCGCUGUGACCCCGAAUGAAAACGGGGUCAUGAUGGCGAUCAACCACAGCGAAGUCCGUCCACCCUUCAGCGUACUGUGGACGACCGUCCUGUACUGUGCGGAGUUCAUCUGCGCCUCUGUGCUCAGCAACAUGUACCAUAAGAGUGAAGACUCGGUGUGGAUGGGACUGACCAUUACAUUCAUGCUGGUGCCGUCAGUGCUGACACAGCUCACACUAACAUUUGUGCACCGGGACUUGGGCAGAGACCGACCCCUUGUGCUCUUAAUGCAUCUGCUCCAGAUGGGGCCUAUUAUAAGGUGCAUUGAAGCUGUGAUUGUUUACUGUCAGGCAGGUAGAAAGGAGGAGCCGUAUGUGACCAUUUCAAGAAAGGUCAAGCUAAAGCAUGGCAGAGGUUUAGGCCCAGCCUUAGAAUGGGAGAUUGGACACUCAGAGCGCAAGCUAGCCAUCCAUCGCAAUGCCUUCAAACGCACAGCUGUCAUCCAGGCCUUCCUGGGCUCCACUCCUCAACUCACUCUACAGCUCUAUGCUACCAUUCAGGAAAAAUACAUCCUUCCCACGCGACUGGCCCUGAUGAUCAUUUCCUUGAUAUCAAUCACAUAUGGGGCAUUAGUCUGCAGUGUGCUGGCCAUUCAGAUCAAGUAUGACGACUACAAAGUGCGAAUGAAACCUGCUGCCUACCUGUGCAUGAUCCUCUGGCGAGGGUUAGAGAUCGCCACACGGAUCACCACUCUGGUGCUCUUCAGCACAGCGUUCACGCACUGGGUGGUGUUGGUGGGCUUGAUCAACCUGUUGAUCUUCUUCUUCCAGCCAUGGGUUGAGUUCUGGGUCAGGAAGUCAUCAUUGCCUGAGAACGUUGAGAAGAACUUAAGUAAGCUGGGCACCACCGUGGUGCUCUGCAUGGUCACGUUCCUCUACGCCUGCAUCAAUAUUUUCUGUUGGUCGGCUGUACAGUUGGACCUGUCCAAUCACGACCUUGUAGAGAAGCAGCCUCGCUGGAGACGCUUGGCCAUCUACUACACCCUGCGCUUCAUGGAGAAUGUCACCCUCAUUGUCUUGUGGUACUACUCUAAGUCUGACUUCUAUGAAUAUGUGUGCACGCCACUGCUGGUGGUGCAACUUAUUGUAUGCUACAGCCUAGCUGUGAUCUUCAUGCUGCUCUUCCAUCAGUUCUGCCAUCCGUGCCGCAGACUCUUCCAUUACAAUGUCGAGGACUGUCUACGUUGUGCGUGCUGCUGGAAGAGUAAGCAAUCCCAGCCACCUACUGAUCACACAGUUGCUCUUGCAUCUCAGGACCAUGAGCCUCCUGACCACACUAGCCACUUAGCGGAUAGAGAAACAGACAUUGUGGAUGAUAUUAUGGAGGCGGCAUAAAUGAGGUUUGCUGUUCGGUUAUUGCUGUGCUGUUAGGGGCCAUGCUAGGCAUUUUUGCACAUAUCCUGACUCAGGAGUAUUGUAUUUACUCUGCUAAAUAUGAAAUAAUGAACUAUUCUAUAUGUACUGUACUUAGUGAAGGAACAAUUGAUUUUAUAUGGUCCUAAAUGCUUCAGGAGUUUUGUAUUUUAUGCCAUUUUGAACUUUCAUUAAAGAAAUGUAGCACCAUAAUUGUGAUUUAGCACCAUAACAAUGUGAUCUCAUUACAUUGGUGUAGAGAGGGUAGCUCAUUAUUUACUAAUUGUAGAGCGCCGAUCCAUUUCUGCUUGUUGGCCGUUGAAGACCAAAGAAUGUCCUCUGUUGAGUUAUGCUGUGACGAGACACAAAGGAAGCCUUCAGUAAGAAGCUGUAUGGCCAGUCCAGGUGUGCGGGAAACCUGCCAAGGUGUCCAGCUCAGAGGAGUGAUGAAACUGGCAAGUUUUGGCACCUGUUGCAGUGCUAUUUUCAGAGGAACCAUGAAUCGACAAGCCAAGGAGCCUUCAAAGGUUUCUUAAGUUUGCCUCAAGAGCCCCAUGUGUUUUUGUUUUUUUUAACCUUUACAUAUUGAAAGCCUUCUUUAAGAUUGCAUUUGCCAGAUUUUGCAAUAUUGUGCCUAAAAAGACUAACAAAGUAAAGAGUGCUCUUAAAUUUUCACUGCUAAAAGAGACAUCUGUUUGUUUAUUUUGUAUGGGAAUGUUGUUUUUCCUCAAUUCUGUGCCUCUUUACUACUGACUUUCAUUAAAUUAAUAAAGAUGCAUUGAAUGUCUGUCUCA
Myxocyprinus asiaticus (Chinese sucker) is the source of this 2535-nucleotide messenger RNA. It is a transcript of the gene xkrx, whose product is annotated as XK related X-linked. Gene Ontology annotation, cellular component: membrane. NCBI's taxonomy places the organism in Eukaryota, Metazoa, Chordata, Actinopteri, Cypriniformes, Catostomidae. The record is from RefSeq and is a predicted model, not a curated record. The coding region runs from base 299 to 1723 and encodes 474 amino acids. The transcript has 4 exons.